This is a messenger RNA of Symbiodinium necroappetens, 873 nucleotides long. Lineage: Eukaryota; Dinophyceae; Suessiales; Symbiodiniaceae. The record is from the annotation of a GenBank genome assembly.
AUGGUCCACCCUGAGCUGACGAGGAUGAUCACGACAGCCUAUGGCCCUCAAGAAGUGAUCGAGGAGGCGGCGCGGGCUCUGCAGAAGCUGCGCCCGGCCAUUUCCUGGAAUCUCGAACUGGUCGUGACGUGCAUGGAGCUUUUGUCCCCUUAUCCUGAAGUCGGAGACCCCCCAGCUGGGCAAAUGCUUCGUGUGCUGCCUGUCAAGGAAGCGCCUUUUCAAGCUGUUCCCGCCGGCCUCUGCAACGAAGUGCUUCUUGCGGACGAGGCAGUGGUAGAAAAGCUCACGGACUACUAUGUGGCCUUCAAACAGGAUUCCGGAAUUUCUGACCCUAAUGAAACGCGGGAAUCGCACCGACAGACCAUCGAGGAUUUAGUUGCCACAUGCGAAGUUUAUGUGUGGCAAGUGGGCACUGACAUUGCUGCCAUCUCGGCUGCUGCUAGAGCUCUGGCAGAUGUUGGGCGUGGGAUCACGAUGGUGUACACAUCGCCACCGCACCGAAGGCGGGGCUACGCCGCGGCGUUGAUCACAAAGAUCGGGGCUGCCCUCACCAAGCAAGGCCUGAGAACGUGCAUCACCGCGAAUGCAAGGGGAUCGCAUGGUGCCGAGCGCCUCUACGCAAGAAUAGGCUUCGUAAAGCAAGGCCAAGUGCAGCAAGUAAUGCACCUGGUCCUUGGAAAGGUCUUAAUGCUGCCCAAAGCAGGGUUCAACUGCUACGGGAAACCGAAGACUUCCAAUGGCUUGCCAACCUUGCACAUGUACAGUGUACAGAACUUCUUCUUCACUUCACGGGCCUCUUGCGUAGCGAAGUCCGACGAAUCCAACUAUCUACGCGUAGAGUCUGGCAACGGCCUCACCGACACGGUGGCCUAA